This is a messenger RNA of Geodia barretti, 450 nucleotides long. The record is from the annotation of a GenBank genome assembly. NCBI's taxonomy places the organism in Eukaryota, Metazoa, Porifera, Demospongiae, Tetractinellida, Geodiidae.
AUGCCUCAUUCACAUCAAUACAGGAGGGAACCAGUGAACGUUUCCUACAACCAUCUGCACUUCCGCAGCGCCGACCCCGACGACGCGGCCAAGUUCUAUUGCGACAACUUCGGGGCCAAGAUCGUGGCCGAGCGGCCGCUGUCCAACACCAAGUCCAUCGAGCUGUCGCUGAACGGCACCUACCUGAUGACCAUAUCGGGGCGGGCCCAGGGCGAAGACCCCGUCGCCGGCUCCACCGAGCCGCGCUACGGCCUGGACCACCUGGGAUUCCAGACCGACGACAUCAUGACCCUGGCCGCCACGUUGAAGUCCAACAGCGUCCACUUCAACUGUGAGCCGUGGGUAAUGCCCUCCGGUUCCGCCGUGGCCUUCAUCGUCGCCCCCGACGAGGUCAGCGUCGAGAUCAUCCAGCGCCCCGCCUCCGGGGAAGAGAAGGUAGUGCUGGCCUGA